Grammomys surdaster is the source of this 840-nucleotide messenger RNA. Its product is annotated as granzyme-like protein 2. The record is from RefSeq and is a predicted model, not a curated record. Gene Ontology annotation, cellular component: cytoplasm; intracellular membrane-bounded organelle. Gene Ontology annotation, molecular function: serine-type endopeptidase activity. The coding region runs from base 12 to 758 and encodes 248 amino acids. NCBI's taxonomy places the organism in Eukaryota, Metazoa, Chordata, Mammalia, Rodentia, Muridae. Gene Ontology annotation, biological process: proteolysis. The transcript has 5 exons.
ACCUGAAGAGGAUGUUCCUGCUCCUGGUCUUCCUGGUGGCUGUCCUACCAGUCAACACUGAAGGAGGAGAAAUCAUAUGGGGUACAGAGACCAAACCCCACUCCCGGCCCUACAUGGCAUACAUAAAGUUUUAUGAUACCAAAAUAGGUCUCAGUCACUGUGGUGGUUUCCUGGUCAGAGAAGACAUUGUAAUGACAGCAGCUCACUGUUUUGGAAGCCAUAUGAUUGUAACCUUAGGUGCUCACAAUAUCCAGGAACUGGAAAACACCCAGGUCAUUCGUGUUUAUAAAGCCAUACCUCAUUUGUACUUUAAUAGUAAAACACUGGUUAAUGACAUCAUGCUCCUGAAGCUGGAAAGCAAAGCUCAACUCAAUAGUGCUGUGAAGACUAUUGGUCUUCCAAAAAGCCAUGAUUGGGUGAAGCCUGGGCAGGUGUGCACAGUGGCAGGUUGGGGAAUCUUGCCCAAUUGUACUUCACCUGAAACACUUCAAGAAGUGAAUCUAGAAGUUCAAAACGGCCAAAAGUGCUAUGCCAGGUCCAGAAACUACAACAACUUCAUCCAGCUCUGUGUGGGAAAUCCCAAUGAGAGGAAGGCUACUUCCUACGGAGACUCUGGGGGACCUUUUGUGUGUGAUGGAGUGGCCCAGGGCAUUGUCAGUUAUCGGUUAAGUGCAUAUGCACCUCCUCGGGUAUUCACCAGAGUCUCCAGCUUUAUACCUUGGAUUCAGAGAACAGUGAAACUCCUGCAACAACUCUAGAACACAAAACCUGUGUCUGGGCCAGUGUGCAGCAUCCUGGGGUAUGGCUAUCUGAGUCUUAAUAAAGAAAUCUGUCUGCAGG